AUGCAAGCUUCCUUGACGACUUUGGCUCUUCUCUCCGUGGUGGCUGUCCAACCUGCAUUUGGGCAGCACGGAUGCUACAUUGAUGGAACCGAAAUGUACAUCGGGUAUAUCCCGGUAGACGUCGAAUUGCAGUGCUGCAGAGACACGGGCGAGCUCUACGGAUAUCGGGAAGGAUUGCUUCAUCAAAAGACGUCCAGUGAGCUCAGGGACAGCCUCGAAGAAUGUGCAGCCUCGAUUGAAGAAGACAUGAUGUGGAACUUGGACCAUCACUGCAACUCGGAUUACACCUCAUGCAACAUCGAUUACCACAGUUUCACGUGCGACGACGACGUGAUGAAACUAUGUCGAAGAAAGGGCGGCAAAGUCGUUGAAGGGGAUAUGGUAUUCAGGUGCAGCUCCUACGGUCAGACAUCCCGGCUCAAGUUCCUGAACAAAGUUGAUUGCAUUGCUGCAUCGUGCGAUGAAGAGGAGCUUUACACGAUGUUCGAAGCCGCUGGCAGCGCUAUUGGCUGUGAGGUUUCAUCCAUUGGAGACGUCAAGGUGGAUGGAAAGACCACUUCCUUUUCUUGGAGCGCCAGUGGUUCGUCGGGUUCGUCUGGAAAGAUUUGGGGAAUUCUAGGAGCUGCAUUCGCAGUCCUUGCUGUGGGAGCCAUCAUUUGGAAGAUUCAUUCCGAGAAAGUUGAGGCCAAGACUCGCGAAGCCAAGAAACCUGGGGACUUGGAACUCCCUGAAGUGUCCGCCACUGCUGGUUCAGCAGAAAGCGCCGAUGCAUUAGUCAAGUCAAGCCAAGUACCGGUAUCCAUGAAGGCGGCAGCAGAGUCUGAUUGCCUUGAGAAGGUGCUAAUAAAAAAAUACCGGAUGACGUGGGUUGAUGCUAGAAACGUCCUGAGCAGAGCCAAGGCAGCUCUGGGUGGGUCGGUCGAUAGGAAUGUACUUCUCGAAGCUGCGUACCAAAUCUAUCAGAAUGACAAAGCAAUCUCUAAGUGCAGCGAUGGGACAGUAAUUCAGGCUUAG
Molecule: messenger RNA, 1014 nt
Organism: Seminavis robusta
Lineage: Eukaryota; Bacillariophyta; Bacillariophyceae; Naviculales; Naviculaceae
Source: the annotation of a GenBank genome assembly